Messenger RNA from Salvia hispanica, 1307 nucleotides. RefSeq names its product Zinc-binding dehydrogenase family protein. The record is from RefSeq and is a predicted model, not a curated record. NCBI's taxonomy places the organism in Eukaryota, Viridiplantae, Streptophyta, Magnoliopsida, Lamiales, Lamiaceae. Gene Ontology annotation, molecular function: oxidoreductase activity, acting on the CH-CH group of donors, NAD or NADP as acceptor.
CCAACUAACUACUCUUUAUUAUUCACACUUGCAUUGAACAUUUGUUGACAACAAAAUCAAGAAUCACACACACUGAAAUCCUUGUCAAGAACAUAGCUGAGCAAGAAAAGGUAGCAGAAAUGGAUGAAAAUCUGCGGGAAACAGUGGGAAACAAGCAGAUUUUGUUUAAGGGAUAUAUAGAAGGAGCUCCAAAGGAAUCAGACAUGGAGUUAAAAUUGGGUAACGAGAUCAAGCUAGAAGCUCCAAAAGGGAGUGGUGCAUUCUUGGUCAAGAAUCUUUAUCUCUCUUGUGAUCCCUAUAUGCGUGGCCGAAUGCGAGAUUUUCAUGGAUCCUAUAUCCCUCCUUUCGUCCCGGGUUCGGUGGUUGAAGGAUUUGGAGUGUCAAAAGUGAUUGACUCUGAUAACCCGAACUUCAAGCCGGGAGACAUAGUUUCGUGUUUCACCGGAUGGGAGGAGUACACCUUGCUUCGCAACACGGAGCAGUUGAGGAAAGUUCAACCAGACGACAUACCUCUUUCGUAUCACAUAGGCCUCCUAGGCAUGCCGGGUUUCACGGCUUAUGCUGGAUUCUACGAGGUUUGUGCCCCAAAGAGGGGCGAGCGAGUGUUUGUGUCCGCUGCCUCAGGAGCUGUCGGGCAGCUCGUUGGCCAGCUCGCUAAGUUGCACGGAUGCUACGUUGUUGGAAGUGCUGGGAGUAACCAGAAAGUUGAUCUUCUCAAGAACAAGCUUGGAUUUGAUGAAGCUUUCAACUAUAAACAAGAACCAGAUCUUGAUGCAGCUCUCAAAAAAUAUUUCCCGGAAGGCAUCGACAUAUACUUUGAGAACGUCGGGGGAGCCAUGCUCGAUGCGGUGCUGGUGAACAUGAGGGUUCACGGGAGAAUAGCAGUCUGCGGGAUGGUGUCCCAGGCAGGGAUUGGGGCGUCUGAUCAACAAGGGAUUCGAAACCUCUUCAGCCUCGUCUCAAAACGCGUAAUAAUGCAGGGAUUUCUGCAGUCCGAUUACUUACAUUUGUUUCCGAGGUUUGUCGAACAAGUUGGGAAUCUGUACAAAGAGGGGAAGAUAACAUACUUGGAAGAUAUGAAUCAUGGAUUGGAGAGUGCCCCUGCUGCCUUUGCUGCCCUCUUUACCGGUAAAAAUGUCGGUAAGCAAGUUGUCUGUGUAGCUCGGACAUAAGGACCUCGUUCGUGUUCAUUUCUUGUUUUCUAAUACCUCAAAUUGUUCGUGUUCCUCGUCCUGGUUCUCGUUAACUGUAUCAAUAAACUUACAUAGUAGUAUUACAUAAAAAUCAAUGCUUGAUCUAUUCUUUUA